AUGAUAUCUGAUCUCCAUAAAUUGAUUGCACUGGACUUGUCAUUAAAUGCUCUAGAUGGAGAGAUUCCACUGCAUAUCGGUGAGAUGAAAGAACUUCUAAUUUUGGAUCUAUCUAGGAACAAUCUUUCAGGAGGAAUACCAUCAAGCAUGUCUCACAUGACACUAUUAAACUAUCUAGAUGUGUCGUAUAAUAACUUGUCUGGGAGAAUUCCAUCAGGCACUCAACUCCAGUCAUUUAAACCUUCAAGUUACAUUGGAAAUGCAAGACUAUGCGGACUUCCUCUGUCCAUAUAUUGUUCGGGAGAUAAAGAACUAGAAGUUCCACCCAUCAUUAGUGAAAAUAAGAAUGACGAAGAAGGCAUAGAUGAUCUUCAGAAAUGGUUCUAUAUUGGUGGUGCCUAUGGUUUUUCUAUUGGAUUUUGGAUCGUGUGUAUUGCUUUACUUGUUUACCGUCGUGGGAGGCAUGCGUUUUUUCACAUUAUGGGUAUUUCGGAAAAUAGGGUUUAUGUGAAGGUGAUGAUGUUCAUUUCAAGAUCUUAA
Helianthus annuus (common sunflower) is the source of this 540-nucleotide messenger RNA. Its product is annotated as putative receptor like protein 25. The transcript has a single exon. NCBI's taxonomy places the organism in Eukaryota, Viridiplantae, Streptophyta, Magnoliopsida, Asterales, Asteraceae. Bases 1 to 540 code for a protein of 179 amino acids. The record is from RefSeq and is a predicted model, not a curated record. Gene Ontology annotation, molecular function: protein binding.